Neoarthrinium moseri is the source of this 6105-nucleotide messenger RNA. RefSeq lists its product as uncharacterized. The record is from RefSeq and is a predicted model, not a curated record. Gene Ontology annotation, cellular component: transcription factor TFIIIC complex. Lineage: Eukaryota; Fungi; Ascomycota; Sordariomycetes; Amphisphaeriales; Apiosporaceae. The transcript has 2 exons. The coding region runs from base 1 to 6105 and encodes 2034 amino acids. Gene Ontology annotation, molecular function: DNA binding. Gene Ontology annotation, biological process: 5S class rRNA transcription by RNA polymerase III; transcription initiation at RNA polymerase III promoter.
AUGGAGCAAGGUCUCGACGAACUGAUCGAGUGGCUUCUCACAGAAAUUGGCUUCUCGGGGCUCGAAGGCUUUUCGGCCCUAGAUUUGGUAAAAGCCGUCAAGGCUUUCUACCGCGAGAGAAGAGAUGCCGAUGGGGAUGAGUCGGGGCCCUCUGGCCCGGCUUCUAUUGAAAGUCAGGAGGUCGAUGCCACCGACGCUGCGCACGCAUCAAUAGUAUGGAAGUGGCUUGUCGCAAGGAAGGAUGUCAUUGUCGUUCCGUCACGGGUCAGAAAUAUGUCGCUUGAUGAGGCGCUUGCCCUGUCUCAAGACGGCCCGACUUCCUCAAUGGGACCACCAGAGUCUUUGAAAGACACUCCGCAAUCCUCCCAGUCGGAACCGAAGCGAAAGUCCUCUGCACCGGAUCCCAAUGCACGGCCACGUUUGUUCCUGUCCGAGGAGCGACAGUGGAAAGCUAUCGCCGGCCAUGGACCUGACCUCAAGCGUCUGCCGCAGUUUGAGUGGAAGGCUCUUGUCGCCAUUGCCUCCGUCAAGGAGAAGGGCAUACUGCAAGGAGACUUGACGAGGCUGACAGGGCAAGACAAACGAUCGCUGCCUAUGCGUACAGAUGCUCUAGCUCGGAAAGGCUACAUCAUUAAACAGUCGGCCAUGCUUCGAGGAUGCCGUACAAGCAAACUCUGGCUGGCCCAGUUCGGGCAGAACGCCAAGGCCGAUGUUGUACGGCAGGGACUCCCGCCUGAGAUCUUGAACAUGCCGGCCGAGGAGCUGACCGCGAGCUGGGAUCCGGUUUCGUUCACUCAAUACUACACAAAUGAUACCAUCGACUACAUAGCCAUUUCUCAGACAUUCCUGAUGAUCCUCAAAGCAUACAAGGCCAUGAGGUAUUGCGAUCUCCGUGCCAAGAUGGACAUCAAGGAGAAAGUACCCCAGAUGCGAGCACUCGCUAAGUCUUCGCGGUGGUGGGCCCGGGCUGGUGUAUUGCGCUUUGAACCUAUGGAGUCCAAAAAGAGCAACAAGUUGUUCAAAGAUUGCAUGAAGUUUGUACGAGAUCCUACUCCGGAGGAAUGGGCAAAGUAUCGAACAACGCCAAAAGCAAACCUGAAGGUGCCGACCUCUCGUGUCAGGAAGAACAAAAAAGGUGCAGCGGCGCCAGCUGAUCCAUCGGCUGAUACGCUGCCACCGUCCAGGAGACUGGGGAAAAAGCCACUGCCAAAGCGGCCAACCCCCGAAGUCAUUCCCAGUCCUGCUCUGAUCCGGCUUUCAGGUUGGACACCGUAUAAGCCCAUGGUAAAUACUGUCCAGGAGAUCAUCAGACGUGCGGGGCCUGAAGGCUCCUCAAAUGUCAAGAUCGGGAUGUUCACGCUUGGUUGGCCAUACCGGAAGUGGGUUUCGACCUUGACAAGUGUAAUCAGCCUGCCCCGUCCUCGCCCAGCCCAUGUUCAAGCCUUCAUCGUUGAAUCUCAACUGAAGCGCGUCGGAAAAACGAACACGUACAAGUUCGUUGCAACUGGCGCAUUGAAAAUUGGCCACCAGGACCAGACCAAUGAACACGAAGGGCGAACCAUCGAACCACCUGCUCAGAGAUAUGGUCCUUCAUCUUCACAAGACAGCAAAGGAGCUAUGGUCAAGUACACAUUCCCAGCCUUCUCUCCCAAAGCUUUCCUGAAGCCAGGCCGAAAAGUCUCGGGUUAUCUAAUACCGUAUGGAGCGAGGAAAGGCGACCAGCUCCCCACGAAGCGCAAACGGGAUGGCGAGGAGGAAAUUUCUGUGCCUAUACAGAAAAGACCUAGAGUCACACUUACUGCCGAUGUUCGCCAUCCAAGCGUAGAAAAGAGCCCGGAACCACAGAUUGUAAGACCACCUGGAGUGCACUAUGGUAAAAAGAACUCUCUGGAUCCUUACAAACCCAUGGGCCGCCCAAGAAAGUCGGUCGUAUUGAUUUUCAACUCUCCGGCGCUCAAAGACCCGAACUUUUUCACCCGUAGACAGCAGGAGGCAGAACCGAAGGCGACCAGCGACGGAGUACAGGAUGCUGGCGGGCUGCAGUCUGUCAUCGAGGAAGACUCUAUCAACGUUGCAUCGACGCCAAAUUCCGACACUCAUGAAUCCCGUUCGCAAGCUGAGCCUCGUUCUGUGACUCCAGUACAAAAAACAGCUCGGCCUAAACGGGGGCGCUGGUCAGCGGGGGGUCCCAAGUCCUUCAAGUGCGAUAAGUGUGGCAAGAGCUGGAAGAACCCCAACGGCCUCGAGUAUCAUCAGACCAAAUCGCAGUCGCCUUGUAAUCCCGAUUACGUCGCGCCUCCGCCAAAGGCCAUGAGAGUCUUCACCCCGAAGCUGAAGGAAAGAUCAAUGUCUGCGGACGUGGCAGAGGAGACCGACGAAGCUUUGCCUUCGACGCAGAGAAAACCAUCGGAAGCCCCAAGAAACGUACUUCCGUCGCGACGACCGAAACGUGCCGCCCAAGAGAUAGAUGUGCCCGCUCCGGUGGCCGCUCCGCCUUCUCGCAACGCGACCCACCGUCAAGUGCGGUUGCAUAACGUCCUGGACUUGCCAACUGCAGUCAAGAGUCGCUCGGUGGCAAGUAUCGAAAGAUCGCCAAGACGUGGAACCGAGAGCCCUUUAGCAAACACUACAGCCAACAAGCGCUUUGAUAGCCCGGUAUCGAGCAAUGUAGCCGGAAGGCCACUGGAUAGAGCCGAGUCUAUCGAACCUCCAGCGACUACACUUUCUCUCAAUUCUCGCCGGCAAUUACUAAAGGGCAGCCAAAGCCUUCCUAUGGACAUGAACGGCGAGAACUUGAGCUCUUCUAAACUGGGACUGCCUGGUGCCACCUCGCAUACUUCGCAAACCCCGAAUGGCUCCUUGCAGCGUGGUAAGAAGACCUCCAAGAAACCGAGGCCAGACGCUGCGACCAAACAGCGUAUGUUUGAUGUUGUCCAAAGACUCCUGGAUCAGAACGAUGACGUGCUUCCUGGAGAUGAGUCACUCUUUCUUCUCGUCCUUCACAGGUGGUCUGAGGGUAGCGGUGAUAGUCAGAUUGGUCCACCGGACCGGACCAAAUAUGACAAGCUGAUGAAGGCUAUGGAGCGUGACAAGAUCAUUCACUGCCACACUUAUUCACUUCCCAAUAACGGAGGCGCAUUCGAGACCAUAUCAGUCAUAUUCAAACCCAGUCAUGGAGGUGCUUCGGAAGAUAUCUCCAAGAGGAUCGAUCAAGUCAAGAGCAAAUGCAUCGAGUUAUAUCCAGAGCCAUACAUACCAGCAAAGGUUGCAAUUCCUCGCUCGGAGUACGACUCACUUCGUGCUCUGGGUGAGAAGGAUACGGACAACGCCCCGCAUCUUGCAAAUGUGCAAGGAGCAUCCAAAUCGUCUGACAAGAAGAUCGCCACCUUGGAGUAUGAACUUCCCGUCGAUCUCAACGCCAAAUCAAAGGCUCCGGCUGGUUCCGGCCUUGACACAGAUAGUCCAGGGAGGAGACGGACUCGGCUUGACGCGGACGAUUCAGAUGAGCCGCACCGUCUCACACCCCGAAAGCGCCGGAAACUGAGAUCAGCAGACGACUUCUCUGCCGUUGGCAGAUCCAGCCAGCCCUCACGGCAGGACAGUCAGCAAGAUGGUGAAGCGGAUCAUGCGCAUUCAUACCUCCAGGACCCUGCGACUGGGGCCUGGUCUUCACAGCCGCAGAUGGCGAGGCCCACAGCGAGGGUUGAUGCAGAGAUACUUACCGCUACUCCACGGACCCGGAAGGCCACAACACCAACACCCAGGCGCCGCAUCCGUCGUGGAAGGAAGGCGGCUCCGGACCCAGCUGCAAGAGGAGAUAUUGACGAUGGAGAUGUCUCAUGGGAUGUAGCACUCGCUCCGGCUGAAGUGAUCAAAGCCUUCGAGGCAUCGUCAACCAUCCAAUUCCUCCCACCGACCACGCCGGCCGAGUUCGCCAAAGCAACCUCAAUGGAAGACGACAUGUCGGAAGACGACGAUGAGGAUGAUGAAGAUCUCCUCACCUUGGACGAUGACGAAGAUCAUCUGCCAAAGGAGGCAGCAGCCAAGGACUCCGCCUUCACCACGCUUCACUCAAUCGUGGCUACUGGGCAUGGCGUUUGGCCAGGCACAUUCCCUAGAUCCUAUUUUAUGGAUCGACCGGGUGGCAGCUUCACGAUGGUAGGAAGCUUUCCGGACUCGCGAUGGCUCCUGAGGCAGAACCUACCGCAGAACGUGCGCGAGAUGGUAGAAAACGUGCAGCUCACCAGGGCGAUGAGGAAAGGCAUCGACCGCGUCUACGGGGAUUUCGGCCGUGAUGUCACAGCCAUUGAGACGUGGGAAAUGUCCCCUGAAGGCAUAUAUCUGCAAAACCGUGGAAGUAUUGCUCCAGACCAUAUAUUCAUCUCCCUCGCCAGUGACCCGAGCGAGGCUAGCAUGGAACCCGUCACAUUGGAAUGGCCCGAGGACACUCAAUACACGAUUGACACCCUGCCUAACGAAAUCAAGUAUGGUAUAGUUGAAGACGACGGCGGGCAGUCUUUGACAUCGAAACCGGACACCGUCACCGAAAUGCCAAAACGAGCUUACAGACGCCGCAACGUCGAUGGGGAGUCGCGUCAACCCGUCAAACGCUCUCAAGGUAACUGGAAAGCGCGAACACUGAGCGCCAUACCCAAACGAUCGACAGGACGUUGGAACAAGCAACGAGCCAUUGGCGACAACCUUGGACGGAACAAGGAGACAGAAUUACUCGUCGCGAUUGUCAUCAUUCGGAAACUGCUUGGUGGUGUGGACAAGAUCACAGACUGGGGCUUGAUCAUCAAACUGUACCCUGAAUGGUCGUUGUCAGGCAUAAAGAGGUUCUGGAAUCGGAUUUGCCGAGAGAGGGCCAACUACAUCGAAGCGCUUUCUAAGAAAUUUGACUCGGCAUACCUCGAUGCAUACGAGAAGAAUGAGGUCCCGUCCAUCGACUACGACGACCUCGAUAACUAUGACUGGAGAACAGUAAUCGCAUGGGCCACCAAGUUGGAGACUCACGAUGGGGUCGAGCUGCCGGUGACCCGCAGGCAGUUCAAUAACCAAUACAAACUUUCUGAGCCCAAGAAGGACGAGGAAAAUUGGCGAGAGACCUGGUACCACUUCCAAUCAUCGACCUUUGUCAGGACCGAAGGAGCUGCUGGCCAACAUGCGACGCUCCCGGCCACCAAACCUUCGCCAAGUUCCACACCAUUCAGCACGACCGAGAUUCAUCUGGCCAUGUCGUGGGUCCGUGCCCUCUGCGAUGAUACGAAGGGAAUCACCAUCGGCACAGAUAUCAGAGCUACCCUGCUAAAACGAUGGAGGGGCGACAAAGCCUCGCUCGACGAGCUGCUUGACUAUGCCAUCACUAAACUCUUGGAAAGCAAGGUCAUCUCCAGGCUCUACGGCAAAGGUCGCAGUCGCAGUUUCAGACUGAACACGCUCUUUGAGAACCGAGCCAAGAAGUUCGCGAAUCUGGAAAGGUUCACCCAGGCCAUUUCGUUCAAGGCUGAACUGGACAAGAAGUUCCGCAGCAACGAAGCCAUGAUCCUUCCUUACAACGCAAACGAUGGCGCGAUCAUGGCCAUGAUCAACCUGCAGGCUUAUGGCAGGGUGCGACUCGCAGAUGACAACUUCCCCGUCAUACCGCAUGGUUUCAAGCCGGGAGACUACGAAGGUCGAAAGUACCCCAAGCGAUACUACCAGUGGGACGUGAAGCUGAUGCCUACGGACAAGUAUGUCUACGAUGAGGAUCUCCCCCUCGUCAUGCUGGCAAAGGACGUGGUCAUCCCCAAGAGCGGACCCCUCGGCGAGAUCCCCGGCUGGUACGACUUCUUCGGCAACCUGGACCACGGGCGCUGGGUUCAGUACCUCUGCAUGAUGGUGUUUGCCCUCGCCACCAAGGGGCCCAUGACGGCCGAGAGCGCCGUCUCGCUCCUCGCUCCGACGAUCGAGGCCUUCGAGGCCCAGUUGAUCAUCGACUGGCUCGACGGCCUGGGAGUUGUCCAGAGACUCGUCGGCAACCGCGCGCUUACGGUCGGUGAGUGGUGGUGGCUUGUCACAGGGAGACUCGCGAGCACGCAGGCCCAGGAAGUGGUGGAAGAGUGA